Messenger RNA from Orussus abietinus, 876 nucleotides. RefSeq names its product U3 small nucleolar ribonucleoprotein protein IMP3. The transcript is spliced from 5 exons. Gene Ontology annotation, biological process: rRNA processing. Gene Ontology annotation, cellular component: small-subunit processome; Mpp10 complex; small ribosomal subunit. The coding region runs from base 224 to 772 and encodes 182 amino acids. Lineage: Eukaryota; Metazoa; Arthropoda; Insecta; Hymenoptera; Orussidae. Gene Ontology annotation, molecular function: snoRNA binding; rRNA binding; structural constituent of ribosome. The record is from RefSeq and is a predicted model, not a curated record.
UAAAAAAUCAUAGCCACUUACAAAAGAUAGCCAAUCAUUGGUUGCCAGACUCCGGAGGAUUUUCUGACGCAUGUGCACAGGAAUCUUUUACCCAGCGCCACUAGCGGAUGGAAUUAGAAUUACAAGGUUUAAAUAAGCGGCAAGGCGGUGCAAAGCAUGUAAAUAUUUAUAAAUAGUUUAUAAAUAAAUAUUAUAGAUAGUGUAGAUAAACUGAAGUGUCAAAAUGGUACGAAAAUUGAAAUACCAUGAAGAGAAGCUGUUGAAGAAAGUUGACUUCAUAUCUUGGAAGGUGGACAAUAAUUUAAAUGAAGUGAAGGUUAUAAAGCGUUAUAGGUUACAAAAAAGAGACGAUUAUACGAAAUAUAACAAAUUGUCCCGCUCCGUUCGUGAACUGGCACAAAAAAUUAAAGAACUGGACUCUGACAGUACUUUCCGAAUAGAGCAAAGUGCUUUGCUUUUAGAGAAGUUGUAUAUGAUGGGAUUAAUACCGACGAAAUGGGAUCUGUCUUCUUGUCAGAAAGUUACCGCAAGCUGCUUUUGUAGACGUCGUCUGCCAGUAGUAAUGAUUAGAAACAAAAUGAGUGAAAAUCUCAAAAUGGCAACACAGCUUAUAGAACAGGGUCAUGUCCGUGUUGGACCAGAAGUCAUCAAAGAUCCAGCAUUUCUUGUUACAAGGAAUCUAGAAGAUUUUAUAACAUGGACUGAUACAUCAAAGAUUAAGAAACAUGUGUUGGAAUACAAUAACAUUAGGGAUGAUUUUGAAAUAAUGUAAAUUACACAAAGCUUUUGUGGCAUAUUCUACAUUAAGUAACUAUGAUGUAUUGUGAAGAGGAAAUAUUACAUUCAGAUGAUUUAAAUAUACAAAAGAUACAGCAA